AAGCCACAUCAGGUUUCGUGGAGGGGGAGAGGAUCCGCAUUUGAGCUUUGUCUGUAACAACAUCCUUCUCUUGAGGAUAGCUCUUUAUUUCGUUAAUAUAAAGCGUCGGGUGACUACAUUUAAAACGUUAGUUUAGUAUACUUAUAUACACUGGUAACCCGAGGUACAAAAUGCUUCAGUCUCUUGCGAGCAAUUCGUGUGUGCGGUUGAUACAGAGUCACAAAUCGACAUGGUAUUUUGUGUCUCUAGUCUUGGGGUAUGUCCUUUAUCUCGUAUUCGGUGCUGUUGUCUUUUCUUCGGUUGAGCUGCCUUACGAAGACCUCCUGCGCCAGGAGCUAAGAACCAUUAAAAAACAGUUCCUCCAAGAAAACGAGUGUCUAUCCGAGGCUCGUCUGGAGAGGUUUCUGAAGAAAGCCCUUGAUGCCAGUAAUUAUGGGGUCUCCAUCCUCAAUAACGCCUCUGCUAACUGGAACUGGGACUUCACCUCAGCGCUGUUUUUUGCGAGCACCGUGCUGUCCACCACAGGUUACGGUCACACAGCCCCACUGUCAAAUGGCGGAAAGGCAUUCUGCAUUGUCUAUUCAGUGAUUGGCAUCCCCUUCACCCUUCUCUUCCUCACUGCUGUGGUGCAGAGGAUCAUGGUGUUCAGCACGCGCAGGCCGAUCAUGUACUUCCACAGGCGCUGGGGCGUGUCCAAGCCUCUGGUGGCCAUCGUUCAUGCUACCUUGCUCGCCACGACGGCCAUCUCUUGCUUCUUCCUCAUCCCCGCCGCCAUCUUCUCAGCACUGGAGGACAACUGGAACUUCCUGGAGUCUUUCUACUUCUGCUUCAUUUCCCUCAGCACCAUCGGCCUGGGUGACUACGUACCUGGAGAGGCCACCAAUCAGAGGUUCAGGGAGCUCUACAAAGUGGGCAUCACUGUCUACCUGAUCCUGGGUCUGAUUGUCAUGCUGGUGGUGCUGGAGACCUUCUGCGAGCUGCAGCAGCUGAAGCAGCUGAGGAAGAUCUUCUACCUGAAGAAGGAGAAGCCCCAGGACCGCCUCGCCAUCUUGGAGCACGACCACCUGUCCUUCACCACCGUGUCCAACAGAGCCACCGCUUACACCGAGGGCAAAACACAGCCGUUUGUUAGCGUGCCAAGUCUGGUCUCUCCCAAUGAUGAUCCAAUGAUCCAGUAAACAACGACAAACAUCUAAUGAAGGAUGAAAAUAUGACAGUAGGGGCUAAUGCACGCAACACUAUAGACAACACGAAGAACGAGUAGAUCAUAAGUCUCAUCUGUAGGCAUCCUGCAAAGCUCAGUCCUGCAAAAUUGUAGUAAAACUAAUUGAUACUGUUUAGAUCAAGCAAACAAUGGCCUUUAUCAACCCUCAACACUGACAAUAGAGUGCUCAAAUGUAUGCACAUUAAUAAGGGAGAACAUUAGUAUUUUAAAACUAUAAAGAAUAGCCUUCUGCUGUAGUUAUUACUCCCUGGAGAUGAGCUCCUUCAUGAGCCGUGCUAUUUAUUCCAUACUUAGGGUACGUUUUCAAAAGUAAUUGGUCUCUUAAAACUAGCUGAAAUAUAGGACAGUUCUCUGUAGUGUCUCGCAUAUUAAAACAUAAACAUGUAUGUAUCCUAUAAGUAGAGAUGCUUGACAGGUAUGUAGAAUGUACAUAUUCAGGUUAAUGUUUUAAGAUGUACAGUAUAGCGCCAUUGAGAAGUACAACACCUGUUAAAGAUGAGCCAAACAGUAGCCAAAACGCAAGAACAAUGCAAGUUAUUAAUAAUGGAGUUUAGAGAUUUUUUAUUACGAUAUGGAAUUCUGACAGCAGGAAACCGUUAAUGCUGCACAUGCUUCAUUUGAGUCGUUUUCAAUUGGAUUGGCGCCUAUUGAUUUCUUUAAAGGUCUGAAAGUUUCAGGGUCCUGUUUUCGAUUGCAUGUGCUUCUGAAAGCACAGACAAUAAAUGUUCUGAACCAUAGGUUGGCUGAGCUCUGGAGAAUAUAUCCUGAAAAGAUUAGCUUUUUAGAAUGAAAAGUUUGCCAAAUAACAGCCUUUGAUUAAAAGAUGGAAGAGAAAAUAUUUACUCUCCGUAAAACAACAACAUUUUUAGCAGCACCUUUGGCUCAUCUUUAUGGAGGUGAUGACUUUUCUUUUUGGACUUAACGUCAUCACACAUUUCAUUGUGAGGAAUCGUUUUUAUCUGCAGAUAUGUAUAUUUUCUCUACAUGUUGAUGUGAUUUUCGUAGUUGUCCAUGUGUGACAAUAAGCACUAUAAUUUAUUGAUUUGUCUGGAUGGCUUAAUGUGUGCUGGACAGUUUGAAAGGGAAAGUAGAGGUUAGCAAAGCUUAAAAAGGGAACAACAGAGUGCUGGCUGACCUGACAUUUUUCACUGUCGAUAAAUAGAGCUCAGUUUGCACAUGUACUGGAGCCAGGCAGAGGUACAGAUAAAAAUAACUGUUUUGGAUUGCUCAGAGAGAAAAGGGAUAUGGUUCCAAAGAUUUAAUCAAGGAGAUAUUUUUAAUGGGAAAACAAUGGUACUUUUGAUGAUCUUAAAAGACUUGAUAUUUGCUCGAUCGCUACAAAAGAGCAAUCAGUCUAACAGAAACUAUUUUACUGUAUUAACACAAUUUUAAUGUAUAUUUUUGACAUGAGGAAGGUUUACAAGAUUUUAGAAGUAACUAAUGAAAGUAAUUAUUCAGCAUAAAAGGUGCAUUUGGGAAACUCAAAGAGCAGGGGUGCAGCUAGAACAUUGCAGCUAGAAUUAUCAACCACAUCAGUUUUUAAUCUGCUCAUCAAUCAAGGAUAACUUUCCAUAAUUGGAAAUAAAAUAUAUACACAUGCACAUUUUUUACAAGGUUGUUAUCGCACUCAUCUAUACUUAAAAAAAAGCAUCUGCAUCUGGAGGGAAAAUGGUUUGACAGGUCUCAUGCCUUUAUCUGUCCUGCUGCAGAUAAACACUCACUCGUACAGUGUAGCAUACUGCUGCAAUGCAGACUUUUCAGUAAUGUAAAAACUUGCAUUUCUUAUACAUGUUAUCUAUGUCUCAGUCUCCAUGUGGAACUGAUGUUCUGACCUCAUCUUUCUUUGCUACAUCGUCACAUCAAGACAGUCGCAGCCUUUUAUGUAGAAGUCUUGAAUGUGACCUUUUUUAAGCCGUUUGCUACAGUGAUAUUCAAAGCCUGCAGCUUCAUGCCUCGCUGCUCUGCUUGCUCUGUUAGUUUAGCGCUGACCAGUUAUUUGAAACGCUGUGGCAAGGUGUCCUGACUGCUUGCAAAAUUAGCUUUGAAUCAUCCCAGUUACUCACUGAUCUUUAAUAUUGUAUUUUUUAGAUCAGUGGGAUUUUAGUUGCUUUUUCCACCAGUAUGGGCCUUUGUGUAAACUGUGAAGCAGUAAAAUGAAAUGAAAAAUGUCUGCUGAGAGAAAAGGGAAAACUUGUUUUUUUUGCCAUGCUAUACGGUUUCUCUUUUACUGUAACGUUUCACUGUUUUGUAGAAACAUUACAUAGAUUGAUGUCAAGGCUUUUACCCUUCAGGAUGGCUGUUUUCGGCAGUGUUUGUCAUACAGCUUGUCAGGUGGAAAAAAAUCUGUUCAGGGAGAACACAUUGUGUCAAGGAUUAGAAAUGGAAGCACACACUGACAUUAUUUAUUUAUGCUGACAAAAGUAACCUGUUUGGAAAAAUUGGAAUCCCAUGUUUCUGUACAUAUCUCUGCAGUUGUUGUGGUGAAUACUGUAAGUUCAUCUACACCGGCAAGUAUUGAAGUCUUAAUACCAAUAAUGGUCAACAAGAUUUCCAUUGUCCUAGGUUUUCUGUAAAAAUUAAUUUUAGCAUAAGAAGUGAAUCCAUGAACUGUAAAAUAUCACUGUGUCUUAAAUAAAGUGUCCGUUUAUUAUUA
Molecule: messenger RNA, 3878 nt
Organism: Eleginops maclovinus (Patagonian blennie)
Lineage: Eukaryota; Metazoa; Chordata; Actinopteri; Perciformes; Eleginopidae
Gene: kcnk1b
Product: potassium channel, subfamily K, member 1b
Exons: 3
Coding region: 171-1178 (335 amino acids)
Biological process (GO): potassium ion transmembrane transport; stabilization of membrane potential
Cellular component (GO): plasma membrane
Molecular function (GO): potassium ion leak channel activity; outward rectifier potassium channel activity
Source: RefSeq, a predicted model, not a curated record